Molecule: messenger RNA, 1209 nt
Organism: Sorghum bicolor (sorghum)
Lineage: Eukaryota; Viridiplantae; Streptophyta; Magnoliopsida; Poales; Poaceae
Exons: 1
Coding region: 1-1152 (383 amino acids)
Source: RefSeq, a predicted model, not a curated record
AUGAUCCGGCGGUUCGUGAAUCUCGUGGCGGAGAACUACAGGACCGGCGUGUACUCGCUGCACCGCCUGGACGUAUCCAAGCAUCUCUUCCACCAGUCAAGAGCCGACGCACGCGUAUUGCCGUUCCUCCUAGCAGAAGCACAGGACAAGAGCGGUGAUGAGGGGCUGCCGAUGCUGGACAUGUUGAAAGAGCUGCCACCACCGUGUGUGAAGAUCCAGCCGUCCUCCCCCAUCCAGCCGUUGUCCAGGGAGGAGCCGUUCACCAACAGGCUGCAUUUUUGGGGGUUGUUGAGCCCCCGCAGUAGUGAAGACAAAUUCCUCUGCAUGAACGGGAGGGGCGACACGAUGCUCUGUCAUGCUGACAAACCAUCCGUCGACCCCAUGCCUCACCUCCAAGCAGAAGGGGUGGACCACAUCUUCUUCUCGGUCGUCCGUCCUGAUGCUGAUGCUCAAGAUCACGGGGAAGAAGAAGAAGAAGACCUCUACGUUAUCCACAAUCUCCCAGAUCGGAGAGCCGCCUGCUUACGCGUCUUCAGAAAAGACGCCGCCGCCGAUCGUUGGCGCUGGGAGUCUCUUCCACCGCCACCCUUUUUAGGCGCCCCCACCAACGUCAAGUAUUCCUACACAAUGGUCGACGGAGGCCGCACCAUCUGCAUUUCCUCGGCAAUACCGCCGGGCAUCGGCACGCACUGCUUCAACACGGUGGAGCGUGAAUGGAGACACGCUGGUGAUUGGCGUCUGCCGUUUGUAGGCGGAGCCGAGUAUGUCCCGGACCUCGCCCUCUGGCUGGGAUUCUCCCCCUACAGUCCAUCCUACAACCUUUGUGGCACGUCGGACCUCAAUGCCAUGUCCGCGGACCACCCACCAAAGUUGCAGUAUGUCUGGCAGGACAUUGUCACACCGGAGAAUUGGGCGCCAGCAGGUUGGACCAAACUAGUCAGCCUGGGCUCAGCCAUAUUUUGCAUUGCUAGAGCCUUUGCAAUCGAGAUUCGACGACGUGGCAAGUUUGAUGAUGAAUGGUGGGAAUUUGAAGAUGAGGUGACUAUCCUAACUGGAAUUGAGGUGGGCAGGGACGACGAUGGAAGUCUCAAGGUGUGGAAGCACAAGUCCCUGCGAUACAACUCCAUGUACAGCGUAAAGAGGGUGCUGUAGAUCAUUCCUCUUGCCGCUUUGUCCUUCUAUUUCGUUCCUAUAUGCAUUAGAGGUGCU